Ilex paraguariensis (yerba mate) is the source of this 1811-nucleotide messenger RNA. NCBI's taxonomy places the organism in Eukaryota, Viridiplantae, Streptophyta, Magnoliopsida, Aquifoliales, Aquifoliaceae. The record is from the annotation of a GenBank genome assembly.
CCAGUCAUCUCUCUCUCUUCUUCUUCUUCUUCAUAUAAAUCCACUCAAACGCUUCAAAACUCCCAUUGCUCGUCUCUCAGAACCAUAACCCCCAAAUUCUCGAGCAAUACCAAAUCACCCAAACCAACCCUUUAUAUGUUUUGCUGAAUCAGUUUUCCAUGGCGAAUACGAAUACCCAAACCAAGAGAGAUCUGGAUCGCAUCAAAGGUCCAUGGAGUCCUGAAGAAGACGAACUGUUACAGAAACUAGUUCAACGACACGGCCCGAGGAACUGGUCCUUGAUCAGCAAAUCCAUACCCGGUAGAUCCGGAAAGUCAUGCCGGUUACGAUGGUGUAACCAGCUAUCUCCUCAAGUGGAGCACCGUGCGUUUACUGCCGAAGAAGACCAGACCAUUUUCAAAGCUCACGCCAGGUUCGGUAACAAGUGGGCCACCAUAGCCCGGCUUUUAUCGGGUCGGACCGAUAACGCCAUAAAGAACCACUGGAACUCUACACUAAAGAGAAAGUGCUCGUCGAUGAGCGGUGAAGAAGGUAAGGAGUUUUCAAAUGAACAGCCUUUGAAGAGAUCGGUAAGUGCCGGGUCGGCUAUGCCGGUUUCGGGGCUGUACUUUAGUCCGGGUAGUCCUUCUGGAUCCGAUGUCAGUGAAUCGAGUCUUCCUGUGAUGUCUCCUUCUCACGUUUAUAAGCCGGUGGCGAGAACCGGCGGUGUUUUGCCGGUGAAGAACGAUCCUCCUACUUCACUUUGUCUAUCACUUCCUGGUAUGGAUUCGACUGAGGCCUCGAACUCGAAUCGAGUGACUGAAUCAACUGAACCGGCCAAUCCGAUUCAGUUGUUUCCGUCCGCCAUGCUGCCAACUCCACCUCCACCGCCGCCGAUGGGUAUGGUGGUGACACCGAUUCAACAAAGUCAUCCGACAAAUCAACGAAAUCAACUCGUUGGCUUUGGAUCGUCUGUAUCCCAACCGGUGGUGGGACUGCCGAUACAACAGUUCAGUUUGAAUCAGCAGCAAAGGGACUUGGGAUCAUCGGCGCCAUUGGCGAUGCCGAUGCAACAGUUCAGUUUGAAUCAACAGCAAAGAGACUUGGGAUCAUCGGCGCCGUUGGCGAAGGCGAUGCAGCACCUGUCGGUGAAAAAGGGAAACGAAUGCGGUGGAGGAGCUUCUUCGCUUUCAAUGCCACCGGCAACGGUGGCGGUAGGACAGCCAGAGGCGUUUGUGCCGUUCAGUGCGGAGUUGUUGGCGGUGAUGCAGGAGAUGAUUAGGAAAGAGGUUAGGAACUAUAUGCAAGGGAUUGGACAACAACAAAAGCAGCAAAGUGGAAUUGGGAUGUGUAUACAACAAGCCAACGCAGAUGUAUUCAGGAAUGUGGCGAUGAAGUGCAUCGGCAUCAGCAAGAUCGAUUAGGGAAAUUAGCUUGGGGUUAGAAAGGAACGAUCUUUAUUCCUUUUUCUCUCCAUUUUAGGUGUCCUCUGGUUCGGAAUCAACUUGCCUGGAAAAAUAAUUUUGGUCAAUGUACAGUGAGAAGGAAAAUGAGAGGGAGAUUGAAAGAAACCGGAGACAAAAAAAUAUGGUCCGAACUUUCGACUUUUUCAAGCAGAUUUAGGAACAAAAACCAUGCAACAAAAAAUGACUAAGACUGUAAAAAAAAAAAACCCUUUGAAUUUCAAUCCAACUUAAAAACAUUUGUCUGUCCUUUUUUCCCUCUUUAUUUUUGGUCUGUGGUUGUUAAAUUAUCCGUGGGACUUUUGGUUUAUAUAGAAUUAUUUUGAAUUUGAAAAUUGACAAUUUCAUUGUCUUCUAACGGUUAUGGAG